CGGGUCGCGAGUGUCACUGGCGACGGCGGCGCACCUCUGUCGUGCAGUCCUGGCGCCGCACCCCCGGCUGCAGGCGGUGCUGCGCGGCCGGCUGACACACCUGCUGGUGUUCUCCAGCUGGUCUGCUGGCGUGGAGGCGCGGGGGCUGCUGAGUCGCCGGUUCGAGCCGCACCAGUCGCUGCCGGCUCGUGCGGCGGUAUGCGCCUGGCUCGAGCAGCUAGACAGUUCCCAGCAUGGCCCCUUCCUGGAGGGUCUCAUGCGCUCGCUGCUGCGGGUGGCGUGCGGCUGCCGACCAGGCGCCUUGCCGCCGGGGAUGGCGGAAGAGAUGGAGGCGACGGCGACUCCCUCCGAGGCAGCCGCACCGCAACGGCGGCGGCGCGGCGGCGGUGGUGGUGGUGGUGUAAAGCCCGGCGGCGGAGGCGUGGGAGGGGUUGAGGGCUUGGGCGGAGGAGCAGCGGAGGCGGCGGAGGCGGCUGUGGACUACUCGUUCCUGCUUGCCCGGGAGGCGAGUCAGAGCAGCGCACUGAAUGCGAUGAAGGUGGCUCUGUGGCAGACGGUGUGUCUGCUGGCCAGAAGGCUGCCCGAGGGGGCGGCAGGCUCCUCCGCCUCCUCCGUGUGGUGGGUGCUGCAGCAGCCGCACGCGCACCCCAACGUGCGGCCGCUCAUGCAGCAGGCGCUCUUAGCUCUGCUGGACCGCUGGCCGGCGGGGGUGGGGGAGCUGCUGCUGCCUGAGCUGAGGAGGUACGACACGGCCAGCUACCAGGUUUGCGUGUCGCUGGUGCUGAUCGGCUGCCUGCUGCUGCGGCGCCAGGCGGCAUCGCGACCCAUGGGUCAGCACUGCGGCCCGCUGCUGCAGGCGCUGUUUCCCUGGGCCCUGCACCACCGCCACGCCGUGCGAAUUCCCGUACAGGCCGUCCUGUACGCUGUCCUCUCGCAACUCAGCACCCAGCCGGAUAGUCAGCCGCAACAGCCACCGCCUCCUCCCUCCUCCUCCUCAACCCAGCCCACGGCCUUGUUCGGUCUAAGCGGCCCUAGCAGCCGCCCGUCCCUACUAGAACAGGGACAGGAGCAGGGACAGGAGCAGGGACAGGAGCAGGGACAGGAGCAGGGCCAAGGGCCGCUGCAGCUGUCCCUGGAGGGUGUGCGGCGCUUCCUGGGCAGCAACCCGGAGACGGCGGCACUGCGCAGUCGCACAGCGCUGGCGGACUUUGCGGGGUUCGAUCUGGAGUGGGAGUGCUCGCUGGGGGGCCUGUUUGGGAUCCGCGAGGAGGUGCUGUCGGCGGCUGCGGCGGCCGGGGAGGCGCUGGAGGUGGACCCCGGGUACCCAGCCCCCUGGGCGCUACACACGCGGGACCGGCUGCCCAUCGACGUGCUGCGGGCCCUGCCGGC
This is a messenger RNA of Astrephomene gubernaculifera, 1389 nucleotides long. The record is from the annotation of a GenBank genome assembly. Lineage: Eukaryota; Viridiplantae; Chlorophyta; Chlorophyceae; Chlamydomonadales; Astrephomenaceae.